AUUUUUGUCAUGAUGAAAGCAAAUAAAGGACAAAAAGACAAGAAUUGGAGAAAAGAAUAAAAAAAGAAAUAAGGGACAACAUGCUGAUAUUGAGACUCAUGUUAAAUUGAAUAAUAAUGAGAUUAAUAAGUCUAGAGAUGAUGUUUACAUCAGUUCCCAACUCAAACAGCCUAUGCUACCUUCUAGAGGAGAACCACCGUUAGUAGAUAUUCCAGAAAAUAUAGAGUCCAAUGCUGAAAUGUAUCAAAAGUUCAAAGCUUGGUUGGAAAAUUUUUCAAAGCAGGGGCAAAUUUCAAUUAAAGGUCAAAAGAAGCAAAAACCAUCGACAACUAGAAUUUCGAUCCAAGAGGCAGAAUCUGCUCAAAUAGAACAUAAAAAGCAGGAUCACAUGAAACAAUCACAUGUUCAACAAGCCAAACUAGUGGAAGGCUCUAUGAUGAAUGGAUUAAACAACAAAGUUUCUGCUCAAAUCAAAAAGGACCUUGUUAAUCACGGACCACCCAAGAAGCAAAAGAAUACUCUGAAGCGUAAAUGUGGACGGCUCUAUGAUGAAUGGAUUAAGGAACAAAGUUUCUGCUGAACACAAAACGGACCUUGUUAAUCACAGACCAUCCAAGAAGCAAAAGAUUACUCCAAAGUUGGACGACUCUAUGAUGAAUGGAUUAAGCAACAAAGUUUAUGCUCAAAUCAAAAAGGAACUUGUUGAUCACGGACCAUCCAAGAAGCAAAAGAAUACUUUGAAGCUGGACGGCUCUAUGAUGAAUGGAUUAAGGAACAAAGUUUCUGCUGAACACAAAAUGGACCUUGUUAAUCACAGACCAUCCAAGAAGCAAAAGAUUACUCCAAAGUUGGACCAAUCUAUGUUCGAUGGAUUAAGCAACAACUUUUCUGCUCAAGUCCAAAAGGACCUUGGUGAUGAUGGACCAUCGAAAAAGCAAAAGAGUACUCCAAAGAUUCCUUCAAUGUCACUUGAUGAGUACUUUAAAAGGAGUAGGGAGCAACUUGAAGCAGAGGAGUCUGAAAAUGAAGAACUUGACAGGGAACAAGAAGUUGAGGGUGAGAUAAACUAUGAAAAUGGUGAUGGUGAUAAUUCAAUGGAAGGUAACAGCAUCAAAAAAAAAAAAAAAGGAAGCACAUUGUGCUUAAAAAUUCAUGCUCGGUCACUAGUUGAUAGACAAGAAAUCACCUUAAAUGAAGAAGGAGAGGCCAUUGGACCAAGUCAAAAGAUAGUUUCUGAAUUCAGCAAUUUUUUGGGAUCAGUAGCAAGGAUGUCAGAUUUAUGUCCUCUUACUUACACAAAUUGGAAGGCUAUACCAAAGAAGAAGACUAUAUGGGCCUAUGUCAAUAAAAGAUACAUUGUUCCAGAAAAAGGACAGAAGGAUGUAUUUGCUAUUAUAAAUGAUGCUUGGAGGAGGUAUAAAUGGUUGAUUAAGAAAAAUCAUUUUACUAAGUAUAGAAACUUGCGUGAGCGGCUGAAAAACCGUCCAGACAGCAUACCUGAAGCACACUUUAAGAAAUUAAUGACUUAUUGGAGUUAUGAAGCUAUUCGAGAAAUCAGUCAUCAAAAUGCUAAGAAUAUAGAUAAACAAAAAUGGAGACAUCGAACGGGUCCCAUAAGCUUUGCUGUCAUAAGGGAAAGAUUGCGUGCAACCAAGGAUGAUAGAGAGCCUCCAACUCAAGCUGAAGUUUUUAUUGAAACACGACAAAGCAAGAGAGGAAAGCAGCUGGACCAAGUUACAAGUGAUGCAAUCACAACUCUUCAAGAUUUGAUCACAAAUUCUGGUCAUUCUUCGGUUGAAGCUUUUCAAACUGUCUUUGGAAAAGAAAAACCAGGGAGAUUGCGCUGCUAUGGAAGAGUUACAACAUCUUCUCUGUUGAAAAGAAAUAAAGUGGAAGCUAUGGAAAAAAAGCAUGCUGCUGAGGUGAAAAGUUUAACUGACAAGGUCCAAGAGAUGGAGACUAUACAUAGAAAGGAUAUGGCUGCAAUGGAAGAAAAAUUGCAAGUUCUUCUAAGAGUCAUGCUGAACCAAAGCAACACAGGCAUAGAUAUGGGGGAUUUAGGAGUUUUUUUAUCAACCCGAAAUGAUGACAAUAAUGUUCGACAUUCAUCUACAUCUAAUCAUGAGUCAGUCAUGAAGCUCACAGUGAAGACUCUGAAAGGAAGCCAUUUCAAAAUCAGAGUUCAUCCUUCUGAUUCUAUAAUGGCUGUAAAAACGAAUAUUGAAGACAUUCAAGGAAAAGAUAAUUACCCAUGCAGACAACAAUUGCUAAUUCACAAUGGAAAAGUUUUGAAAGAUGAAACUAGUUUAGCUGAUAAUGAAGUCUCUGAAGAUGACUUUCUUGUUGUCAUGCUCAAUAAGGUAAAUAAUAGAUCUAUGGGUAGUGAAUGUGUUGUUGAUAACUACGAAGAAGAGGAAAUCAGACGAAGAGGAUGAAGAAAAAUUCUUUGAUGACUUGGACGGAGAUGAGGAUGAAGAAUAAUUUGACCCAUUAAUUCUUGUUUAUUUUCAUUAUUUGAUGUAAUAAAUUUCACAUUGAAGGCUAAAUUGUCGAUAUUCAUAACAAAAUUGAUUAACUUUGGUUAGACAUUUAUUUUAAUGUAAUAAAUCUCACAUUGAAGGCUAAAUUGUUGA
Molecule: messenger RNA, 2633 nt
Organism: Medicago truncatula (barrel medic)
Lineage: Eukaryota; Viridiplantae; Streptophyta; Magnoliopsida; Fabales; Fabaceae
Exons: 16
Coding region: 546-2435 (629 amino acids)
Molecular function (GO): protein binding
Source: RefSeq, a predicted model, not a curated record